AGUCGACCGAGUUAUGGGACUGGUCGAAAAGACCAAACAGCUGGAGACAUCGAUUCGUGACUUAUUUGGUACAAGUAUUUCACUGAUCAAUAAGAGCGAGGAACAGGGUAUCAACGAAACACUCCUGUGUAAAACAAUCAUUGCUGUGAUUGGCGAGAAGAACUGUGGCAAGAGUUCGCUCAUUAACGAGAUGCUGGGUUUGCAAGUUGUACCUGUCGCUGACACAACUUGCACGUCCCGAAUCAUAUGGAUCAAAUAUGCAAGCUCUCCCUAUAUGAGCCUCCAAGACCCCAAAGGUAAAGAGAUUCCUGGAUCCAGAAAACCGCUGUCAGGAUUGGAUUUCUGGAAAAACGAUGCUGAUAAGCGAAGGCUGAAAGAGCUGGCUAUUUUAAAACAGGAAGACCGCGAUAACGCUGCGUUGGUUUUCCAGACUGUGGUGAUUGGACUGAAUCACGAACUUCUAAGACAUGGCAUCGAGUUUAUUGAUUCCCCAGGGCGGAAUGAAAACAACAUGCUAAAUAAAGUUGUGGACGAUGUUGUCUUGAAGAAAGUGUUACCAAUUCUGAUCUACGUCAUUGACGGGAAAAUGGCAUUACGACCAGGGGAUCGUGCAAGUAUUCAGUAUUAUAAAGAUAGAUGCCCCAGAACGAAGCUGUUUUAUGUUUGUAACAAGGUAGACGUUGACGAGAAAGCAGCUGCUAUGGAUUCUGAUUCAGAUUCUGAUUCUGAUGAGAAUGAUUUAGUAAACAGACCGGAAUUAAUCAAAACAAAAGUACGGGACCAAUUGAAAGAGCAUCAAAUUCUAGAUGACUACUCUUUAACGCCGAAAUACCAUGGCCUUGCUAUGAAGAAGGUGAAAGAGGCACGAACUAAAUGCAAACAUGCAGAGCUUAGGAACUUUGUAGAGGAUUUUGAAAGUUUCAAAGUCAACUUGGCCAGAAGUUUGGACUAUCAUUUGAAAGAACAGCUUUCUAUUGCAGUGUGUGCGAUGAUGAGAUGUCAUGGACGAUGUUUCUACUGCAUCUCCCAGAAACAGGAAAUACUGCAAAAAGAAGAAGAUGAAAUGACUCGGGUACUUGGGGACGCACAGACCGCAGAACUGGAUCUCUAUAAUCGUCUAGCAUCAUUUGUUGAAGCAAAAAGGGGCAAAAUAAGAGAAAUUAUCAAAAACGAAAUUGACAAUGCAAAACAAGAUGCCAUGAAAAAAGCUCCAAAACUAGCGCUAGAUAAAAUAACUGCAUAUGAACUUUUUUUGUUACACCCCGAUGUAACUGAAAGAUAUCCGAAUGGUGUACCUAGUGGGGGAAACUUUUCCCAGAUGCACACCCUCUGUCACGAACUCCGUAACAUAAUUGUUAACAAUGUCUCCAGAAAUGUUGAAGUACGGGUAGACGACUUGCUUGAAAAUGAAAUAUGUCGAGAUGUUCUGCCAAAAGUUGUGGAAACCAUGGAGGCUUUAGAUAAUCCUACAUUGAAGAGAAACCUAGAAUCCAUUUAUCAGUUUGUUGGUAACGACAAUGACUACAAAGAAGCCACUGGAUCCUCUCUUACCAACUUGGUAUACGCCCUGGUGACUGUAGCUAGAGAAAACUUGAGGUUUGAAUUGCAGCAUACAUAUUCCCUCUUAGCAAUCAUCGAGAUUGCUCUACAGGAGAACAGGAAGAAUCCACGUGGGUCACCAGCACGAACAGCAGUUGUCAACACAUUGAUUUCGCAGCUUGAUGCAAAUCGACUGGCUGACAGCGUGGUGGAUGCAUGUAAGAAAAAAAUGGAGAGCUACCAUACAACGUUUGAAACAUCAAUGAAGCAGAUCGAAUUCUUCAAAGAGGAGAUACAGAUACAGAGCAGAGAACACCUAGGCGCAUCCGCGUCAAGGGUUUUAUCAAUGCUGGCACAAUUAGAAAUCGAGAACCAUGGAAUUAAAUUUGAAGUUACAAGAGGCGAGCUAAAGAGAGGGAAAUUACUGUAUCGUGGCCAAAAUUGCACACUGCAUUUGUGUGAUAAGAGCUGGAGUUUUAUAAAUGAAACACAGUAUAUCAUGCGUGUAAUUCAACGUAUCAGUGAUGAGUCAUGGAUGGAGAGUAUCACCAGUCUAUACUAUGCAUAUAAUUGCAAGCGAAGUAGCCAUCUAAUUGGAAUAUAUGGAUGGACUAUGACAAACUCCGAUGUAUUACAAGUGGUGACAGAGCGGGCAGCUACCAGUUUGGAUAAGGCAAACUCUGGCUUGUCCACUCACCAGAAAUUGUCAGUAAUGCGUGAUGUUGUGUGUGGUUUAGAUGCGAUUCAUUCCAGUGGGUUCAUAUAUAACAACCUCGCACCCAAGCAGGUUUUGUUAAUGGAUGACAAUCAAGCGAAACUGAAUAUAUGCAGUGGAAACUUUGAAGUUCUUCGUGGUCAGGGGCCAAACUUGGACAUCGACAAAAUUGCUGAGUUGAUGCUAUGGAUGUUUGGACUCCAGGUUCCUGCCACUGCCGUGUCAUCUGUUGGGCUGAUUAGGCCAGCUGGGUGCAGUGAAGAUGUAUGGAAAUUAAUUCGUCGCUGCUUACCUUCACGUAAGGACAUCACCAUAAAAGGGAUAAUCGGAGAACUCAAUAUUUUACUUAACUAACUAUUGUAUAUGCACCUGUCUUCAUUCAUGACAUAAUCGUUCACAGUGAAGCACUGCUAUUCAUGUGCAAUAUUUUCAGUGAAUAUUUCUGUCAGUAAGAGAUAAUUCAUUUAAUGAGUUCGUCAAGUAGAGAAUUGCGUUGUUGCUUAAUUAAAAAUAAUAUAAUACUGGAUUACUUCAGAAAACAUGCAUAUGUUAAAAAGGAUGAGGUGUGUUUUCCGUUUUUUCCUCCAAUAUAUCUCCUUUUUAAAUCAUGACAUCAUGUACUGGGGCACCACAUUGUGAAAGAAAAUUGUUCAUUUUAGAUUUCUUAGAAGGUAUUAUGGUAUAUUCUAUGAACAAAAUGGUACCACCGCCAAUUGUCGCUUUUCUUCAAUGUGUUCUAGUAAAAUUGGUCACAAUAAGUAAGUGUGAAUAUAUUAUCCAAGUGAAUAUACAAGGGACGUAUAUUAUAUUGCGGAUAAAUUAUAUGACUAAUACCGAACUUAGAUUAAAUAUGGAAUCUUUAGGUAUGACCCUAGAAUAUUUGGUGAGCAUUGAAUAUGUGAACUAAAGUCAAGGUUCAUUAAAAAUAUAAAACUUGUGAGGCGAAUUGUAUUGCACUGGUGUGUUUGAUAAUGUAUGUAUCGUUAAAUUGAAAUAUGAUCAACUCUGUUGAUUUAUGGAGACCUUGUACAUUGUAAGUCACUAAACACGAAGUUGCGAAAUUUAUUUUAAAUAAAUACUAUUGCAUUCAACGCAUAAAUGUAAAGGAUCGCCAAUUUUGAAUUGGUGGAAAUUCCCCCCCCCCCCAAGCUCACAGUUGUUUUCAAGUGAAUUGAAUUAACAUUUGUUAAAUGUUUGCAUAAAGAUUGUUGUAAGGAUAUUAAUCUAUGCGUGUAGGCAGAGACAAGCUAUCACUGACCUAUCAGUGUAGCCGUACAAAAUGUCCCCGAGGUCAUUGUGUGGAAAAGCAAACCAUUGUGUUUGCCUGUCUAAAUAACCCCAUGCAGAAUUGUAUCGCCAUUGUACCCUUCAUUCGUAUUUCAAGGAUUCAAAGAACACGUCGCUGAGAUGAAUGUGCGCCUUCGAGAAUUGUAAUGCUAUUAUUUGCCCUCCCAAAAUUUUGUUUAUUUAGUCGAGAUGUCGUGCGUCACACGGUUACAUUAGUUUAAACUUCGAAUUAAAUGUUUGCUAUGACUUAAUCAUGGAACGUGCAUCAACAGUUUGAACUGAAACAAGUUUGGGGCUUUGUAAUAAACAAAAAUAAAACAUACUUUGUUUUAUAAGUCAGGUAUUACAAAUCUGAAAAUUACAACUGAGAAAUGUACAGGGUUCAGACAGAAUGUGUUAAACUAUGUAAGGUCUAUAGAUAUAUUUAUCAAGA
Molecule: messenger RNA, 3974 nt
Organism: Saccoglossus kowalevskii
Lineage: Eukaryota; Metazoa; Hemichordata; Enteropneusta; Harrimaniidae
Product: dual serine/threonine and tyrosine protein kinase-like
Biological process (GO): positive regulation of fibroblast growth factor receptor signaling pathway; cellular response to fibroblast growth factor stimulus; negative regulation of apoptotic process
Cellular component (GO): cytoplasm
Source: RefSeq, a predicted model, not a curated record